AUGUCACUGAAGAAGAGCCGGGCCUCCAUUACGACAAUACUUGUUCUUCUGGACAGUUAUAACCGCCUCUUAGUUCCUAUAAUCAAGGCCAAACACCGUUCCUCGAAGGCCUCCUCCAUCUACCUACUCGCCACCAAAAAGUGUGUUAAGCUUCUGAACCUCUCCAAGUCUACUUUUCAAGACCGGAAUCUACUCGUUAUUCUCGACUAUACUAAAAUGAACCCAACGCUCCACUCUGCUCUCCAAGCCCUCUGGACCCAAGUCCACUCUCCCGCUGGCCUCUCCUUCCCCCUCACCCUCGCCAAACUCUCCGACCUAAAUGUAACCCGCUACCGCGUCGAUUACAUCACCCGAACUAUCACCACAUACACCUCCUCCGCUCUAUCCCCCUCAUCCCAGUUGCCCUCCCCUUUCGACAUCUCCCCUUUCCCCCAAUCCGCCCCGCACACAUACCCCCUCAACAAACCAUGGAACAAAGACGGCGUAGUCAAAGCGAUACGGAAGGCGCAAGCCGGUGAGGGGAAUUAUCUGGGGUUUUCAGAAGAGGUGGUGCAGGCAGGGGUUACGGAUUAUACUGCGUAUGUGGAGGGGAAGAGGGUUGUGUAUUGUGGUGCGUUGGGGGAGGUGCAUGUAGAGUGGUUUCCGGGAGCGGGACCGGAGCAGGUGGAGGAGUGAGAUGGUGGGAUCGGGAGCUGGGCUGGGGAGUAUGGGAAGGGAGAGGAAAGGAAAGGAAGCGAAGGGGGGAUUGAUACCAG
Lindgomyces ingoldianus is the source of this 755-nucleotide messenger RNA. RefSeq lists its product as uncharacterized. The transcript is spliced from 2 exons. The record is from RefSeq and is a predicted model, not a curated record. The coding region runs from base 1 to 675 and encodes 224 amino acids. NCBI's taxonomy places the organism in Eukaryota, Fungi, Ascomycota, Dothideomycetes, Pleosporales, Lindgomycetaceae.